Mugil cephalus (flathead mullet) is the source of this 2271-nucleotide messenger RNA. RefSeq names its product elongin A, like (gene eloal). The coding region runs from base 113 to 2107 and encodes 664 amino acids. Gene Ontology annotation, cellular component: nucleus; elongin complex. Gene Ontology annotation, biological process: transcription elongation by RNA polymerase II. NCBI's taxonomy places the organism in Eukaryota, Metazoa, Chordata, Actinopteri, Mugiliformes, Mugilidae. The record is from RefSeq and is a predicted model, not a curated record. The transcript is spliced from 11 exons.
UGAGUAUGGUUUCAUUUCUCUCAUGAUCGCUUCCGCCCAUUAUAACGGUGUCAUCAAUGGGCGCGCGGCCAGGUGUGUUGUGUGCGUAGGCGGUUGCACGUGAAGCGCCGUGAUGGCCCGCAGGUCAGAUGUGGUGAAGAAAGUACUACGGUUCAAACUUCAGCUCUCAGACACGACAGCGCCUGCUACGGUUCUAAAAAUAUUGCAGAAACUCAAGGAUCUGGAUAUCACAUUAGACAUUCUUGCUGAAACUGGAAUUGGCAAAACGGUGAAUUCCUUGCGCAGACAUGAGCUGGCUGGAGAAUUUGCCAAGUCGCUUGUUAAAGGUUGGAAGACGUUGCUCCAUAAAGAAUCUGCAAGCUGCGGUGAAGAUGGGGCUUUGGCAGAGAGUGUUCCUGUUAAGGGUGGACUGGAUGAUCGAAGCUGUACAGAUAAUGAAAGUUCGGUAGACGUAAACGAUAACUUCAUAACAUCUCAGUGUAACAAUCAGGAUUCUUUAGAUGAGGCGCCAUUCAAAACAGGGAAGAGGAAAGCUGAUUCAGAGAAAGAACAGUGCGAGGAGCAGGAAAGAAAACUGGAGCAGGAAAAAAAACACGAACCGAGUCCAAACCAGAAUAUCUUGCAGAGUGACUUUUUGACAAAGAAAACUGAAAUGCAGGAGGACAAAAUGGACGACUCUGUCCUGUUGAAGAAGAAGAAGAAACAAUGUCAGAGUGAUAGAAAACCAGGAGACAGUGCUGCUUUGAUUGGAAGCAACAACUAUGAGGGCACUCGUGAUCAGAAAUCCAGAUCUGAUUCCAGGGAGAAAACCCUUGAGACUGGAAAAUGUGGGUCAGAAAAUGAAUCUAAUACAAAAGCCUCAAAAGAGUCAUCACCAUCUGAGUCCAGUGACAAAUGCACAACAAUGUUAAAACUGGACAAAGAUCACGAUGAUCAAACAGGAUCUGCAAGAAUAUCCAGGAGCUCUGAGACUCACAAGAGAAAAAAGACAAAAACGGAGAAGUAUGACGCUUCAAAACGCAAAUCGGGUUCUGAAAAUAAGGGACGUUCAAAACACAAAAAGGCUAAAAUAAAGCACAAGGAUGAUGACAAAGACCAAAAGGAACCAUCCAUGUCUUUUGAAUCUUUCUUGAACUAUGAUGUGGAUGUUUCCAAGAGAAAAGAACGAUCAGGAACAAGGAAAUCUAAAAAAAUCAAGACGUUGGUAAAAGAGCAACAGACAAAGGAAUCUGGUAUAAAACCUGCAAAGUCGCCUGUUGACUUUCCAACGCAGAUGUUUCAGGGGCCUAUAAUGGACCUGAUCAACGUUCCCUUACCUGCUGUUCUGCUUCAAUGUGAAAAACCCUCUAGUGCUGUGUACUUUGAGAGUAAAGCUGAGAGGGAGUUGGAUUCCUGUGACGUGUCCGAGGAGACAACAGUCUUCACCGGCCAAAGACUGAAGAAGAAGAUGCAAGUGUACUCCGGAGCCAAGACCGCAUCCCUCCCAGCUAUGAUGAGCUUGUACCAACAGUGCAUUCGCGCUCUCCAGAACAACAUAAAUUUGCUUCAUGAAACCGGAGGAGUCCCGUUUGAAAUCCUGGAGCCGGUGCUGGAGAGGUGUACGCCAGAGCAGCUGCUACGCAUCGAAGAAUGCAACCCAAUCUACAUUGGAGCGACAGACCACCUGUGGGGAAAACACUGUCAGAGGGACUUCAAAGAUUUCAAACUUCAAGAGUAUGAAUCGUGGAAAGAGAUGUACAUCAGGCUGUCUGAGGAGAGGGAGAGGAAACUCCAAAGACUGACACAAACCAUUGUAUCUGCACAUUCAAACAAACCCAAAGGUCGGCAGGUGAAGAUGGCAUUUAUUCACUCUGUUGCCAAGCCACCGAGAGACGUGCGAAUUCAGCAGGAAAUUCAUGGAACUGCUGCUCAGCAGCCUCCUCAGCUCAGGUGCAGUGCCAAGAUUCAGGAUAACCGAUCUCGGCCGAGUUGUAACGAGCCCAGUAAGUCCAGCAGCACCAGUUCAGCAGGAAGCUCAAACUCUCAAGAUCCUCGCAAAAAAACAAGAGUUGCUCCAAUGAUGGCAAAGUCCUUAAAGGCAUUUAAAAAACAGCUGGGACGCAGAUAAAGGCUCAUAUACUAUGUCGUUAAAUGUACUCUGUUUCUCAUUAACUAUGUUCACUUAAGAUUAUUCUGUGUUGUUGUCUAAAUAUACUGGCAAUAGGGUAAUUGUCAUGUUUUUUUCUGUGAAUUGUCUUCACUAUUAAAUGGACAAUGAAGUUGGCAAAUUCA